Oppiella nova is the source of this 1382-nucleotide messenger RNA. The record is from the annotation of a GenBank genome assembly. Lineage: Eukaryota; Metazoa; Arthropoda; Arachnida; Sarcoptiformes; Oppiidae.
UUUUGAACACGUUUUCAAGAUUUUCAAAACAAAUACAAAUAUUUAAAAGGAUUUCAAUUUGAAGACAAUUUAUGGUUAAAGUGAUUGCAGUGACAAUGGAUGCACACAAACCACUUCCCAAGUCUUAUCUCAUCGCUUCCCGUCUCUUAAGACAAAUGGAUGGACAGAAGGGUUCUUUGAAUUCAUUGAUAACAUCGGUCAAUAAGAAUGGAAAUAAUAUUAAACAGAUUUAUGCACUCAUAAUGAAAACUAUUCAGAACCUGAAGAUAAUUAAGCAAAUGGUGAACAGCAUAGACACCGACAGCAGUGGUAAUUGCGAUGAGUUCUUGACGCAGAUUCUGAUCGCGGAUCUAAUGUUUGGCAAAAGACUGGAAGGGAUACGAAAUGUGCCACAAGUGGCACAUAUUGUCUCAUUUGAAAAUAAAUUCAAACAAAUCCUCAAAAAUAACACGGGAAAAGGUGGAAGUGCUGGAAGUGAUGACAGAGUGAUUGUACGGUAUAUUCGCGUCAAUCUGAUUAAGACUACUUUGAAAAAAGUGAUGCGAAAACUGGUUAAACGAGACUUCAAGCAAAUAGAGUACAACAAAAGUGACAUCACUUUUGAGCAAUUCAAAGAACUUGUCGUUAAUCUGAAAGAAAAUGAUUUUCUAAUCGAUUAUGACUUUCAAAAUGAUUUAUUAGUUUUUCACAUCAACUCAACCAAAGGAUUACAAGAAUUAAAACUAUUCACUGAAUCCAAAAUUGUAAUGCAAGACAAGGCCAGUCUUAUUGCCGUCGAAUGUCUGCAAUUAGUCCCCGAAAUGACAAUUCUUGACGUGUGUUGUGCUCCAGGAAUGAAGACCACAGCAAUCGCUUCCAGAGUUAAAAACAACGCCACUAUUAUAUCGUACGAUAAAAGUGAAGAACGAAUCCAUGAAAUGGAGACAAUCAUUGAGAAGAAUGGCGUUAAUUGUUGUCAAAUUAAUUGUCGAGACUUUACUUCAGUGACUGCUGAAGAAUUGUCAUCAAUAGGCACUAUAGACGCUAUUCUGUUGGACCCGAGCUGUUCCGGUUCGGGAAUGAAUAAUAGAGUCGACUAUAGGAAAGGUGGCGAAGAUAAGGGCCGACUCUAUAGGUUGGCCUCAUUUCAGACACGGAUGUUAUGCCACGCGAUGUCAUUACAACCCAAACGAAUCGUUUACAGCACUUGUUCUCUGCAUUUGAUUGAAAACGAAAAUGUCAUCAAAUCGGUGUUCAGGGAAUCGGAGUUCGCCAACGAUUACAGUGUUGUCCACGCUUUACCCCAAUGGCCAACACGUGGUGUCGGAGACUAUGAGUUCGCCUCGAAAUGCAUCCGAUCUAACGCCACAUCAACGCUAACCAACGGUUUCUUUUAUGGGUAA